AUGCUCACCUUUGAGUCAGCCUCUUCCCUCGGAGCCAACAGCAUCGUCGAGAAGCUUGCCGGUCUUCCCUUUCAGAAAGUCAAGCACCAGGUUUCGACCCUCGAUGCGCAGCCCUCCAGCAACGAUGGAGGCAUCAUUAUUCUUGUCACUGGACAGCUCCUGGUCGAUGAGGAGCAGCGCCCCAUGAACUACACCCAGUCCUUCCAGCUUAGCCGCGACGCCGCUAGCGGUCAAUAUUACGUCUAUAACGACAUCUUCAAGCUGGUUUACGGUUAA
Messenger RNA from Metarhizium acridum CQMa 102, 276 nucleotides. It is a transcript of the gene NTF2, whose product is annotated as Nuclear transport factor 2. Gene Ontology annotation, cellular component: nuclear pore central transport channel. The record is from RefSeq and is a predicted model, not a curated record. Lineage: Eukaryota; Fungi; Ascomycota; Sordariomycetes; Hypocreales; Clavicipitaceae. Gene Ontology annotation, biological process: protein import into nucleus. Gene Ontology annotation, molecular function: nuclear import signal receptor activity.